CUCUGUCUUCGCCGUUCUCCCCGGGCAGCUGGGUGCUGAGUCACCCCGCGGCCAGGCCGUAGAGCUGCCGUCCCGGCAGAUAAAGGCAUGCCUGAAGCGAGGGUGUUUCGGAGAGUGCGUUGAGUUUGGGAGGCCGGAGGCUUGCUGCUGUGUUCAUCCGACCCUACAUUUCAGAUCUGCUUGGUAAACCUGGUGUACCACCAUGCUAGCUUCAAGACUUGUGUGUCUUCGGAUACUCCCUUCCAGGGUUUUCCACCCAACUUUCACCAAGGCCUCCCCUGUUGUGAAGAACUCCAUCACAAAGAAUCAAUGGCUCUUAACACCUAGCAGGGAAUAUGCUACCAAGACAAGAAUUGGGGUCCGGCGUGGAAGAACUGGCCAAGAACUCAAGGAGGCAGCAUUGGAACCAUCGAUGGAAAAAAUAUUUAAAAUUGACCAGAUGGGAAGAUGGUUUAUUGCUGGUGGGGCUGCUGUUGGUCUUGGAGCACUGUGCUACUAUGGCCUGGGAAUGUCUAAUGAGAUUGGAGCUAUUGAAAAGGCAGUAAUUUGGCCUCAGUAUGUGAAGGAUAGAAUUCAUUCUACAUAUAUGUACUUAGCAGGAAGUAUUGGUUUAACAGCUUUGUCUGCUCUGGCAGUAAGCAGAUCUCCUGUUCUCAUGAACUUCAUGAUGAGAGGCUCUUGGGUGACAAUUGGUGCAACCUUUGUGGCCAUGAUUGGAGCUGGAAUGCUGGUACAAUCAAUACCGUAUGACCAGAGCCCAGGCCCAAAGCAUCUUGCUUGGUUACUACAUUCUGGUGUGAUGGGUGCAGUGGCAGCUCCUCUGACGGUAUUAGGGGGGCCUCUUCUCAUCAGAGCUGCAUGGUACACAGCAGGCAUUGUGGGAGGCCUCUCCACUGUGGCCAUGUGCGCACCAAGUGAGAAGUUUCUGAACAUGGGCGCACCCCUGGGAGUUGGCCUGGGUCUCGUCUUUGUGUCCUCACUGGGAUCUCUGUUUCUUCCACCUACCACUGUGGCUGGUGUCACUCUGUACUCAGUGGCAAUUUAUGGUGGAUUAGCUCUUUUCAGCAUGUUCCUUCUAUAUGAUACACAGAAAGUAAUCAAGCGUGCAGAGGUAGUACCAAUGUAUGGAGUUCAAAAAUACGACCCCAUCAAUUCGAUGCUGGGAAUCUACAUGGAUACACUAAACAUAUUUAUGCGAGUUGCCAGUAUUCUAGCAACUGGAGGCAACAGAAAGAAGUGAAAUGAUUCAGCUUCUGACUCCUUUAAAAAAUCAGAUACCUUUCUUAUUGAAUAAGGUCAGAUAUUCAUUAAAUAGGUGAUACAAGCAUCUUUUGUUGACGUUUAGAAGAUAAGAACUUGUCACCACCAUGUUUCAAAUGUUCUGGUAAUGUGAUGCUUCGGGUCUCCUUUUUCUUCUCAAGAAUAAAUUGAGUGGUUCUCUUCCAAAUAAGCACAUACAUUUCCAUUUUGCAUGUUUGAGUAAUUCUAAAAUGUUUUAAUGAAUGUGAAAACUAAGGUUUGUAUUGUGAAACAUUAAGUGUUCUAUUUUAAAAUGUAUUUGUUUAAGGGAAAAUUAGCAAACUGUGUUUACCUGCAUAGUUUUUGAAAUGCAGAGUGUUAACAAGUUAAUGUCCUAAGUGAUACAGAGGUUUGGUAAAGUGACCAGAGAGAAGUAAAGGUUCACCUGAAAUCUUUCUUUGAAUACUUAGCCCUUGUGUGAUUGGUGGUUAGCCAGUGAGAGGGUCUGGCUGUUUGGAAGCAAACAAGUCAGCUUUGUUUUUGAUAUUUGUCUGCUUAACAUACCAAAGCAUUGAGCAUAAAACAAAGACAUGGGUGGUUCAUUCUCCUACUGUUCCUUCUCAGUGUUCUCUUUAUGACAUAGAUGUGGUCAUAUUUGGUUUCUCAUUAUUUGACAUUGUUAGGACAGUCCAGAAUGUAUUAUGUUCUACGGAGAAUUCCUAAUAUAUAUAUAUAUAUAUACACACACAUAUACAUAUAUAAAUGUGUGUAAGUUUUACUUUUGAGUCUUCUGAAUAAAAUAUCCUUAAAACUAAUCUCAGGAUAAAAUGUGCAAGGCAUGAAAGUUGUUGCAUUUCUAAGUACAAAAACAGUAUGUUCAGAAUCUGGGUUUUUUUUGCAUAUUUAUUGAACUUUUAAAUAGAAUACAUGCUUGCCUUUCCAUCUUUUCAAGCUCUGAUGCUUUUAUCAGAAAAACUCUUCAGACUUGUUUUCUUACGUUCCUUCUCAGACUAAGCACUAAAAAAGAAGGCAAAGCCAGCUUUCUUCAUAAGCUGUAUCAUUCAAAAACAUGCUUUAUUUUUGUUCCUCCUAGCAGAAUUUUCCUUAUCUCUUACACAGACCACUACUUAACUCCCUUGUGACAUUUGUAAGUUUUUUUAUAAUGGAAGAGUUGUUUUUGGAAGUUUUUAAUGAAGUGUAUAUGAUUAUUGAGACUAUUGGUGUUUUUGACAAAUACUUACUACAGUGAUCCAGAAAUAACUAUUCUAACCACCUCAAAUUACAUAGGAUGCUUAUUUCUGAAAUAAAGGUUCUAACCAGA
Molecule: messenger RNA, 2560 nt
Organism: Manis javanica (Malayan pangolin)
Lineage: Eukaryota; Metazoa; Chordata; Mammalia; Pholidota; Manidae
Gene: GHITM
Product: growth hormone inducible transmembrane protein
Cellular component (GO): mitochondrial inner membrane
Source: RefSeq, a predicted model, not a curated record